Molecule: messenger RNA, 1773 nt
Organism: Perca flavescens (yellow perch)
Lineage: Eukaryota; Metazoa; Chordata; Actinopteri; Perciformes; Percidae
Product: endoplasmic reticulum protein SC65
Exons: 7
Coding region: 379-1668 (429 amino acids)
Biological process (GO): peptidyl-lysine hydroxylation; collagen fibril organization
Cellular component (GO): endoplasmic reticulum
Molecular function (GO): collagen binding; protein binding
Source: RefSeq, a predicted model, not a curated record
UACACAGAACACGUAAUUAAUCUAUAUUAAUCAUAAAACCCGAUAGAAACCAUUCAUAAUUAUGGGAUUUACGCUUAUAAAUCUCAUCUGAUGUUUUAUUAAUCAUAUUUGUUGAAAGUGAGCUUGCAUUAGUGAGCAAUCAACACCAGAACAAACAGGACAAAGCGCACAAACGGUCACUUUUACGCACGCUUCUUGUGCCAAAUAUAGAAACACAGCAGUGUGUCAGCUGUAGAAACCCGAGACAGUAGCCUCUGAAAGGCCCAAUCCCGGAAUUCCCACAGACCCCUAAGCACUUCAGCAGACCACCACACAGACACAGGAAACCAACAGGAGCAGACCGAAGAAGCAGACUAAUAUGUGGGAUAUCAUCUCAUCAUGGUUGCAUUUUGCGCUAAAGGAGACGCGUUGUUGACGUUGCUUUGUUCGACCUUAGUCUUUAUGACAGCCGCGCAAUAUGAAAACUACAAUUUCAGAAAUUUUCCCAAAGAGGAGCUCAUGCCCCUCACCACUGCGUAUGGAUUGGCUUUGGACAAUUACGCAGCAGAGAAGUGGACGGAGUCGAUCACGUAUUUGGAAUUGAGUUUGCGUUUGCACCGGCUUCUUAAAGAGAGUGUAAGAUACUGCAUGAGGCACUGCAAUAGUAGCAAACGCGAAGAACCGUCCUUUACAGAAAGCCGGGACCUCCGCUUCUACUGGCACGUUAUGAUGACAGCGUCCUGUCAGAAGAAGUGCAGAGCGCACUUCCCCGCACUGCAGCUCCCUCCUCCCGGCAGAGAGAUCUUGGAGGAUUUCAGCAGAAGAUCUCCCUACAGACACCUGCACUUUGCGCACUCCAGGCUGAAUGACCUGCAGAGUGCUGUCCCAUGUGCCUACACCUACCUCCAGAAGAACCCCGAAGACCAGGAGAUGCACCAGCUGAUGGAGACGUACAAGAGCCAGUACGACCUGAGCGGCUACCUCACCGACCAUGAGGAACAACCAUUUGAGGCCUCCUUUCUGAGAGGAGUGAAACUCAUCAAUUCAGGUGACUACAGCAGCAGUGUUGAACACAUGGAGGAAGCUCUGAGGCUCUACCUCCAGGAGUAUGAUCUCUGUCAGGCAGACUGUGAAGGGAUCUGUCAACUUUCACCACACAGUGACUUCUAUGCAGUCAUAGCAGAGGUUUCUGUUGACGUAUUACACUGUAAGCUGAAGUGUGAAGAAAACUUGCUGCCUAACAUUGGGGGUUAUUUUGUGGAGAAAUUUGUGGCCACUAUUUACCACUACCUCCAGUAUGCCUAUUAUAAGUUAAACGAUGGCCGCAGUGCGUUGCCCUGUGCGUACAGCUACUUCCUGUUUGAACCUGAGGACCAGGUCAUGAAGCAGAACCUGCUGUAUUAUAAAGCCUACAGUGAACAGUGGGGCCUUCAGCACAACCACUUCACACCCAGGACGGAGGCUCUCAAACACUACAACCGCACAGUCACUCAAAAGCAGAUGCUGACAUCUGCAAAGAAGUACUUAGAGUUGGAUGACGAGGAUUUUUUUGGUACAGAGGAAGCUGCACUUUUGGCCUCUGAGUCUCCCGAUGUCGAGUUUGAAGAGAUGGGAGACUACGAGGAAUCCUUCUACGCUGACUGGAGGCAGCCGAAGGGCAAAGGAGAUGCUGGGGAGUCAACUACCUGAAGAGAGCUGAGAGUGAGGACAGUAGAUUGGAAAAAUGUCUGAUUUUUCGUUAGUCAGUAAUUUUAGAGCGAGUUACCACAAAAAGAAAUGCUGGUCUAACCCUAA